GUUCCCCCUGGGACGGGGUGGGGGGCUUCCUCCCGUCCCCCCCCGCCGUCAUGUCCCUUUGCCACCCAAAGGUGCCCCGAAGGACGGGCGGUGCCCAGCUUCGGGGCCGUCCUGUCGCCAGCCGUGGGACAGAGACGGGGCAGGUGGCCUAUGCCCAUCGCCGGGGCCUUUGGCGUCCCUGCCAGCCCGGCUCACCUGGGGGAGACAGGGGUGGACCCCCGUGGCCCUGCCGCCUUCCCCUUGCCCCACGGCCAGCCUCCUCCUUCCUUCUCGGCGUGAUCUUUUGUCCCCAGCAGGUCCCUGCUGCCGUUCAUCCCGCGGGGCCGGGGGACCGGGCAGGCUGCCCGCCCCUGCCGGCACCACGCGGGGCUCCGGACACUGCGAGGAGGGGGGCUAGAGGGGGGUACCACCCCCCACACCCUCCAGGCUCCCCUCCAUCAGGAAAGGAAGUAUCCCCCCAUUCCCCAGCCUUUCCUUCUUUCUUCAGCCUCCCGGUAGCGGUGGGGUGAAGAUGGAGGGUCCAAGCCGCUCCGGGGAUGCAAGCCGCUCAGCUCGCCCUUCCGCCAUGGCAUCGCCAGACGGAGCCAGCAGCGUGGGCGGCAGCCCUGAGGAGACAGAGCUCAGCAUCACCCUGACCCUGCGCAUGCUCAUGCACGGCAAGGAGAUCGGCAGCAUCAUUGGCAAGAAAGGAGAGACUGUUAAGAGGAUACGAGAGCAGAGCAGCGCGCGCAUCACCAUCUCAGAGGGGUCCUGCCCUGAGCGCAUCACCACCAUCACCGGCUCCACUGACGCCGUCUUCCGCGCCGUCUCCAUGAUCGCGUUCAAGCUGGAGGAGGACCUGGGAGCAGGGAGUGACGGGGCAGCGGUGGGCAGAGCGCCAGUGACGCUGCGCCUCGUCAUCCCAGCCAGCCAGUGCGGCUCGCUCAUCGGCAAGGCGGGAGCUAAGAUCCGGGAGAUUCGGGAGAGUUCGGGGGCACAGGUGCAGGUGGCUGGUGACCUGCUGCCCAACUCCACCGAACGGGCCGUCACUGUCUCGGGGGUGCCAGACACCAUCAUCCAGUGCGUGAGGCAGAUCUGCGCUGUCAUCCUGGAGUCGCCUCCAAAGGGGGCCACCAUCCCCUACCACCCUGGUCUCUCCCUGGGCACCUUCCUGCUCUCUGCCAACCAGGGCUUCUCCAUGCAGGGUCAGUACAGCGGGGUCUCUCCUGCAGAGAUGACAAAGCUGCAGCAGCUGUCAGGGCACACACUCCCCUUCGCCCCUCUGGGCCACUCACCCUCCAUGAUGCCAGGCCUGGAUUCCAGCUCCCAGAGCACCUCUCAGGAGUUCCUGGUGCCCAAUGAUCUCAUUGGCUGCAUCAUCGGCCGGCACGGCAGCAAGAUCAGCGAGAUCCGGCAGAUGUCGGGUGCCCACAUCAAGAUCGGGAACCAGACCGAGGGCUCCAGCGAGCGGCACGUGACCAUCACGGGGUCCCCUGUCAGCAUCACCGUGGCUCAGUACCUCAUCACAUCCUGCUUAGAGACGGCCAAAUCUACCUCCCAGGCACCACCAGGCCCUGGCUCCGUGGACCUCGGCAUGGGCUUCUCCCAGCCCCUCACCCCGGGGUCCGGCGCAGCGCUGCCCGCCGUUGCUCCGCCCCCCCCGGCGCUGCUGGGCACCCCCUACACCAUCUCCCUCUCCAACUUCAUCGGCCUGAAGCCAGUGCCCUUCCUGGCACUAUCCCAGUCCUCCAUGGCAGGUCCCAACGGCGGCACUGCCACCUACACGACCAAGAUCUCAGCGGCCAAUGGCACCAAGAAAGCUGAUCGGCAGAAGUUCUCACCCUACUGAGCCCCGCUAGUGGAUGGGAGAGGGGGCCUAAGGGUGCCACCCACUGCUGGGGACACCUCUCUGCUGACCACCCUGUCCCCCAGCCCCUGCCAGACGCCCCAUGCUGAGGGAGGGCCCACCUUGCCCCCUACCCCAGGGAAGGGUCUUCCCAGUGGUGAUGCCCGCUGGAGGAAAGGGCUGCUCUGCUGCCUGCUGCCCAUCCCGACAGCACUGUGUCCCCCUCCCCUAUUUUCCUGCACGGAGACCACGUGCCCUGGUAUUGGAUGGGGGGACUGUCCCUGCUGGGUUGGGGUCCCUUCUCCCAGUGCCCUGUGCUGGGUGAGACCCCCACAUCCUGCCCCUCUUCCUGCCCACCCUGCUGUCCCUCUCCUGCCCACCCUCUGGUUGGCACCCAAAAGGAGGGUUUCACUGGAUGAAGGGCUGCCUGGCCUCUCUGGGGGUCCCUUGUCCCUUGACUCUCGUGAGGGGGCCCUCCUGAGACCACCCUGAAGGCAGUAGCCUCCCAGAAACCCCAUCCAAGAGCCGGUCCCUGCUGGCUUGGAAAUGCUGUAUAUAUAAGUCUAUAUUUUUUCCUCCUUUGUAACUUAUCAAUG
Apus apus (common swift) is the source of this 2421-nucleotide messenger RNA. It is a transcript of the gene PCBP4, whose product is annotated as poly(rC) binding protein 4. Gene Ontology annotation, cellular component: cytoplasm; nucleus. Gene Ontology annotation, molecular function: mRNA binding. The record is from RefSeq and is a predicted model, not a curated record. The transcript has 13 exons. The coding region runs from base 512 to 1828 and encodes 438 amino acids. Gene Ontology annotation, biological process: negative regulation of mRNA splicing, via spliceosome. Lineage: Eukaryota; Metazoa; Chordata; Aves; Apodiformes; Apodidae.